GCCUACAUGGUUUCCCUUACAUUUCAUAGAGCGUUCUAUUCCAAAUCUCCUGCCGAAAAUAACGUUGAAGUGCACCCAGGAAUGGCGCUUGUUGGACGUCGUGACGACAUAUUCUUGCGAGUGGUCGCUCUGGAAUCUGAUAUUCACAAGCGAAGAAAAGUCCGCUGCGCAUGCAUGGAUUAUAAUGCGAUAUAUUCAUUUGAUCCUGACGAGCUUUUCUCCCUUCCUGCGGAAUAUUCGCCCAAAGAAGUGCCCGUAAAUGUAUUCUUGGCGCGGUUUCGUGGAACGCACUAUGUGUACAAGAACAAGUUCAAAGAAGUGAACGAUGCGAUGUGCCAGCCUAAUAAGGAUGAAGGGUUGGUGGCAUUUGUGACAUGCGCGGUUUACGGUGCUGCUCCGAGUGAGCUCGUUGUCGCUAGCGCUGGUGUUAGAUAG
This is a messenger RNA of Strongylus vulgaris, 435 nucleotides long. The record is from the annotation of a GenBank genome assembly. Lineage: Eukaryota; Metazoa; Nematoda; Chromadorea; Rhabditida; Strongylidae.